Messenger RNA from Leptidea sinapis, 1156 nucleotides. RefSeq names its product 39S ribosomal protein L44, mitochondrial (gene mRpL44). Gene Ontology annotation, biological process: RNA processing. Bases 105 to 1070 code for a protein of 321 amino acids. Gene Ontology annotation, molecular function: ribonuclease III activity; double-stranded RNA binding. The transcript is spliced from 6 exons. Lineage: Eukaryota; Metazoa; Arthropoda; Insecta; Lepidoptera; Pieridae. The record is from RefSeq and is a predicted model, not a curated record.
AUCAGACUUUUAAAUAAAUUAAAAUAAAUAAAAGUUUAAUGUAAUUUAACAAUAAUAAUAGUGACGAGAAGUCGAUAAUUAUUAUAUUAUAAUCUUUGAAUCAAAUGGCUUUUGUGAGACGUUUCAUGCCCAUUUUAUCACGAUUAGUUCAAAAUACAUCCUCUAAUCAACAUCAAAAGAUCCAUAGAUGGGUGGCCCCUACUCUGAGAGAAUUGAAUAGGCGAGAGGAUAAAAAUGGAGGAAAGAUAAUUUCCCCUAGAAAUACAUAUCUAGAAUGGAAUUUAGAAGCAGAAUUAUUUGCUUUUGGAAAGCGUUUAAAAGAAGACUUUGAUGCUGCUCUAUUAUUUCAAGCUUUUACUGACAGAUCUUAUGUAAUAAAAGAAGAAAUGAAGCAAAAAGAAAUAAAGUUUGAUAUUAAAAUGAAGGACAAUAGAGAACUGGCAGAAGAUGGUUAUAAGUUUAUGGAUGAAUAUAUUGAUUUGUACCUGCAAGCUGUUUUGCCCAAGUUUCCAAUUGAAGGAGUUACUGGAAUUAAAAAUCAUUUACUUAGUGAAAAAGUUUUAGCAAAUAUCUCAUUUCAUCUUGGCACAAAAGACAUUAUACUAGCUGCUGAAUAUCCAGUUGACAAUUAUAAAUUGGCGAACACAUUUAAGGCGAUUGUAGGUGCUCUUUAUCGAUCCUCAGGUGAAGAGAGGACGGCACACUUUGUUCGCGAUUUCGUUAUUACCCAGUUGCAAGGUCAAGAUGUAAAUGAAUUCUUGCAUAUAGAAGAUCCAUGGAAGCUACUCAAGGAACUUAUAUCAAAAGCUGGAUCUAAUAUUGAACCGAGGUUAAUUGGUCAAGCUGGAACCAAUACAUUACUGGCAUGCUAUAGAGUUGGCAUUUAUAUCAACAAGGAAAUGCUUUCAGCAGGAUUUGGAGAAACAGUCAACAUUGCAAAAGAAAUGGCAUCACGAGAAGCAUUAAAGAAAUUAUUCGGCACCCAGGAGAAUAUGUACCCAAUAAAUUUUAGAUUAAAGGGUAUCCCUAAAACAAACCCGGAGAUGAGGUAUCAAAUAGCAGCGAGUUGAGAAGAACAGCUCUUUAGUAUAGAUAUAAUAUGUAUGUAGGUUCGUAAUUAAAUAAUAAUAAGACAUUAAUAAAUAUAUUAAUUUAA